UGGAAGUCGACAUCAGCAGUGACAAAACAACCCUGAGGCUCAACAACAUACUUGCCUACUUGGCCACAGAUCAGUGCACGACCAGUCUCCCCUGUACUUGAGCCAACGACUUACACAAAUUAUCUCGUCUUCUCUCUCUCUCUUUUCAGCAAUUCUACCUCGCAGAAAACAUGAAGACUGCAGCGGGACUCGUCUUUGCCCUCGCUGGCAUAGCCAGCGCGGUGCCUCGACCUACACACACUGAAUCCACCUGCCUCGAUGAGUCCGUCUGCAUCGACGGCAUGAGCGAGUGCGGCGUGGUCUGGGGCGGGUGCUACAACCCGUGCUCCCAGCCGUCUCCGACUCCCGCCCCGUGCCCCGCCACGUCUUCCGACAAGUCGACGAUCACGGCUCCUCCGGUGACGCCAACGACCGCCCCUGAGGAUGACUGCCACACGCGCAUCAUCUGCAUUGACGCCAUCAACGAGUGCGGCAUCCGCUAUGGCGGCUGCAUCCCCGACUGCAAGCCCUGGGCGCUCAGCACGCCUCCCUGCCCGAGCUCGACGUCGACGUCCAAGAGUGUGGCGUCCGAUGAGGGGUACAUGACCGCGUGGAAGCGCCAAGAAGACGGCAAGAUGACGGCCUGGAAGCUCGACGACGGCUACAUGACCGCUUGGAAGGACGACGACGGCUUCAUGACCGCUUGGAAGUCUGACGACGGCUUCAUGACGGCCUGGAAGUCUGACGACGGCUACAUGACCGCCUGGAAGCGAGACGAGCAGAACACGACGCCGGCGUACAAGUCCGGCUUCAUGACUGCCUGGAAGAGCGACGACGGCAAGAUGACUGCCUGGAAGGAAGACGAUGGCAAGAUGACCGCCUGGAAGGACAGCGAUGGCAAGAUGACUGCCUGGAAGGACAGUGACGGUAAGAUGACCAUGUGGAAGGAGAACGAUGGCAAGAUGACUGCCUGGAAGGAGAGCGACGGCAAGAUGACUGCGUGGAAGGACAAUGACGGUAAAAUGACGGCUUGGAAGGUCGACGACGGCAAAAUGACUGCCUGGAAGGACGAGUCUGGGUUCAUGACCGCCUGGGCUCCUCAGCCGACGCAGUAGUAGUCGCGAAGACUACCCGCCGCCGCAGCACUUCUCGAAACGACGGCCAAGGAAUGACGCAUAACGACACUGGAUAAAGGGACAGGCUCAAAAAGUUUGAUGCUUUUUUUCGUUUCUUCGCUUGGUUUUCUCGGCUAGGGAUUUAUGGAGAAAAGGCCUGCUCGGUAGGAGCGGCAUGCCCCUAAUAAUGCAUAAUAAGUAGACCUUGACUUAAAACUACAUAAUAGCACGCUUCGGUUCCUUGAUUUCCUAGUUCGGUAUAUGCCUUGUUAAUAAUAC
Messenger RNA from Purpureocillium takamizusanense, 1373 nucleotides. RefSeq lists its product as uncharacterized. The coding region runs from base 171 to 1094 and encodes 307 amino acids. The record is from RefSeq and is a predicted model, not a curated record. Lineage: Eukaryota; Fungi; Ascomycota; Sordariomycetes; Hypocreales; Ophiocordycipitaceae. The transcript is spliced from 3 exons.